Messenger RNA from Ornithodoros turicata, 2988 nucleotides. RefSeq lists its product as uncharacterized. The coding region runs from base 1 to 2988 and encodes 995 amino acids. Lineage: Eukaryota; Metazoa; Arthropoda; Arachnida; Ixodida; Argasidae. The record is from RefSeq and is a predicted model, not a curated record. The transcript has 4 exons.
AUGCCUGUUGAUAGCCUAGUUUUUGCAACCCUUAACGUGCGAGGGCUAAGCGCGAGAAAGAAACAAUAUCAGCUGAAGCGUCUCCUUGACAGCUACCCGGGAAUCGACGUUUUCGCUGCCCAGGAGACUAAGAUGGGUACGGAACAGGGCAUCGAGCAAAUGCUGUCCCAAUAUUUCAUGGAUCAAGGCCGAGCUCUACUGCAGUUGGAAGCAGGAAACCCUGGAUCGUAUUUAGAGGAGAUAAGCGACAUUAAGCUUCGUCUAGAACUCCUCGACCAUAACAGGUACGAAGGCGCAAGAGUUAGGUCCAGAUCCAAACGGUUCCUUGCUGGUGAAGUUCCCACGAAAAGCAGCAUCGCAGAGGAGCGUAAGCACACGGGUGGUCGGCUCAUCACGUGCUUGGAAAGUGAGGGGAAAGUGGUGACUGACCUCGAGGACAUAAAGGCCCAUUUUGUGCAAUAUUACACAAGUUUGUUUGGGACGGCAGCUAUCACUGCCAAUCAGGGUUGUAUCCAGGCUUUCCUCUCUGAAAUGCCUAAGCUGGGGGAACCGGAUAAAGAAGUGUUAGCGUCGCCGCUCACAGAAGAAGAAAUCAGCGACGCAAUUGCAUCACUGAACUUAAAUCGUUCCCCUGGACCGGACGGUCUAUGUGCCGAGUUCUACAAGAAGUUUUCCGCUUAUCUCGUGCCUAUUUUGCUGGAUGUAUACGCCGAGGCUGAAGAAAACGGGAUUUUUUCCGGCAGUUUCCGGCGAUCGCACACCGUGCUGGUUCCUAAAAAAGUUGCAGAAAGUUCGACGGCAAAGGUUACUGAUUACAGGCCAAUUACCCUAUGCAAUGUCGAUUACAAAAUAUACGCCAAAGUUAUGGUUGCUCGACUACAACUUGUGUUACCUCAAUUGAUAGGUGAUCACCAAGCGUGCGGAAUAAGGGGUAGGACUAUACUGACGAAUAUCCAUGUGGUGCGUACCAUUCUGGAUUUGUGUCUGUACGAGGGGGACCAUGUGGCCAUGUUGCAGCUAGACCUUUCUAAGGCUUUUGACCGCGUAUGUCACACAUAUUUGUUUGCGUUGCUGGAAUACGUCAACGUGGGAGCUCGCUUUGUCGGCCGCAUCAAGCUUUGUUACGAGCAAGUUGCCACGAGCCUCAUCAUUAACAACACUCUUGCCGCACCGAUAAUGCUGCGAUCCUCGGUUCGACAGGGCUGUCCCCUGUCACCACUGCUCUUUGACUUGUACCUGGAGCCGCUGUGUCGGCGAGUCAUCCGUCUGAAUGAUAUCCACGGGUUCGAACUGGCCGGUACUGUGAUCAAGGUGGCCGCAUAUGCGGAUGAUCUUGCAUUCCUUGUCAAGGACAAACCUAGCGUAGUGAAUGUCAUGGAACAAGUUGAUUUGUUUGGCCAAGCGUCUGGAGCGCGUGUAAACAAAGACCAGUCCUUAGGCGUUUGGUGCGGCCACUGGGCGACAACACCUGGAGCUUUUUGCGGAAUUCCGUGGCAGGAACAAAACCCUCGUUAUCUUGGUGUCCCGUUGCAAGAAACCAGGAACCCGAGUAGAAUGUUGUCCCAGAGGCUCGACAACAUAAGGAAACACGCUUUCAUCUGGAGGAAGAAAGACCUUUCAAUUUUUCAGCGAGCGACAGUAUGCAACGUGUUUCUAGCUGCUAAACUGGUUUACCUUUUGCAAGUCUUGCAAUGCCCGCGCAAAGUAGUGCACGCCUGUCACAGGAUUUUUGCCACCACAAUCUGGUGCUCUACAUUUGAGAGGAUGCGUCGCGACUAUCUUUUUCGAAAACUUCGUGAUGGAGGCCUCGGCCUACAGCACCUCUUUGUCAAACAACUGGUCAUGAGACUCUGGUUCAUUCGUGAGGAGCUGCAUCCAGUUUUCGAGGGAGUAAAACGCAUCCUUACAUAUAAUUACAUCCCGGAGUUACACGUCACGUUCACUGAGGGAACGGUGCGGUUAACAGGCUUUUUCAAGGAGGUCGUUGAGUGCAUGCUGUUUUUGAAAGCCAGGUUUACCCUUGAAUACCUCUUGUCUGUCAACAAGAAAACGCUGGCGGCCCACCUGAUCGAUACAUUGUUCCCUGUGCCUGUCUAUCGAGAUAUUCCACCCACUUGGCCAGGCAGGGAUGUUUUGGUUCGAGUCCAAAGGAUGCCAAUCAAACCAAACAUGAAGACAUUCUUUUACAAACUUCAUACGUCAACACUACCUGUCAAGGCAUGGCUCGCGCAGAAGGGCAUAUACGUGCCCUGGUCGGCACACUGCAGGUUCUGCAACGUUCCUGAAACGCAUGAUCACCUUUUCUUAGACUGCACAGAAGCCCAGUUCUUCUGGGACGAUCUCCAGUAUAAAGUUUUCAAAACUCGACUUCGGCUUAACCCACACACCAUACGGUUUCUCCCAUUACACCCGAGGGAAACAGUCAGAAGACCUUAUAACGUGCACCAUUUCGGUGAAGCACUUGAUGGAAAAGUUAGGAAGGAAGAUGUCGCCAACUUCGGAGUGUACCAGUACAGCCAUAUAUGGACUAUUAGCUUCCAUAAUGGCGAGGCUAAGGACAAACUGCUUGCACUGAAAGAGAUAGAGGUGAAAGGAAGGACGUGUAAAAUCGUCGAUCCCAACUUCAAAGAAGUUGUGGUGAAAGUUCAUUGGAUCCCGAGGUGCGUACCUGAUGAAGCAGUCAUUCGUACGUUCGCUGCUUUUGGGAAAGUGAAAGAGGUCACUCGGCAAACAUGGAAAACGUCGUUCUUCGAGGGGGUGGAAACGACAACGCGUGAGGACGAACCUGACAAGGAAAUGUACACCGAAGAGACGGACGGAGACACGGCCAUGGAAACGAAGUUGAAUGAAAAAGAAGAGAGCAAUGAAGCAUUUGUAAAUGUCGAGAGACAGGACAAGGUAGACGAGGCUCGACAGAAUGAGGAGGACGAUGUAGCGAUGAAUGAAAGGGAACUGACAACGAAAAGAACAGCGGGGCGGGGAAACUAA